AUGGUGAAGCUGUACAUGAACCACCAUGACUUUGACUUCGACGAGGGAUUUGGUGAGGCGGCGGGCAAUCGGACCGUCUACGAAGGCACUGCCAAGGCCAUUGUUGGCGCUGCCUUGGAAGGCCAGAAUGGCACGGUGAUGAUGUACGGUCAGACCGGUAGCGGCAAGACCUACACCAUGCGUUCCAUUUACCAGCAGGCUGCAGAGGACAUCUUUGCUGGAGCCUCCGGCCGCGUUGUCACAGUAAGCUUCAUUGAGCUGUUCGGCGACAACUGCUUUGACAUGCUGCAUCAGGGGGUGAGCUGCCAACUGACAACGGCGCAAGACGGCUCCGUGCAUCCUUAUCCGUGCGUCGAAGUGGAGGUAGUGAGUGCCGCGGAGCUGUUGGCGCUGAUUGAGCUCGCAGGUAAACUCCGGGCUACAGCAGCCACUGGUGUUCAUGAUCAGUCCUCCAGAUCUCACGCGCUCUGCCGCAUCUUCGUGGAUUGCGGAGAAGGUGCUGAGGGCUCCGUGACCUUGGUGGACCUGGCAGGCUCGGAGCAUCGAAUCGACAACGCAGAGCACAAUGCGGAGCGUAGGAAAGAAGGGGCAAAGAUCAACGCCUCACUGGCGGCGCUCAAAGAAUGCAUUCGAGCCAGGGCGUCGAACUCGAAGUUUAUUGCCUUCCGGCAGAAUCGGCUGACCCAGCUCCUGAGGGGAUGCUUUCUCCCAGGUGGUCAUCACGACACAGUCGUCAUCGCCACCGUUUCCCCCAGCAGCAAGGACACGGAGCACUCACUGAACACCCUCCGGCAUGCGUGCAUCAUGGACGGCCAGGGUCAGGGCAAGAGCGAUAAGGGAUCGCAUCUCAGCGGCGGCACCGUCACCAAGGAGCUUCUUGGGGAGAUCGAUGUCACCAAGCUGGCCCGCGAGCGACGGCAGAAGGCCAAGGAGAACCCAGAGCCGACGGCAGAGUGGGGCAGGCCUCCAGCCAAGCCAGAGCACCAGAACAAGCAGAGCAACACGUCGAUGCGGGCUGCCCUUGACCGCCGUUGCAUCAAAUCACUGGCACCAGAGGUGGCAAAGCGUCUUCAGGCAGCUCGUGAGGAGUGGGGCACCAUGCGCCAGCGGGUGAGACUGGCGCGGCCACCAGUGGCCGAGGAGCCUGCUCCGGAGCCGGCGGGAAAGACUGAGACACCUCGGCGCACGGAGUCCAAGACGAAGUCGGAGAAGCUGGAGAAGCCGCUGAGGGAGCCGAAGGAGCCGCCGAGGGAGCCGCCGAGGGAGCCGCCAAGGGAGCCACCAGCGGCGCCCCAGGCUGAGGCUGAGGCCAAGCAGCAGGAGGAGAAAGAUCCGGACAGAGCUCGUGCCGUCGAGCUUUUCCGCUCCUUUCUCGAGCGCGGCCGCAAUGCAGAGAACUGGCGCAAAAACGACUUGCGCCUGAUCAACCACAUCGUCGUUCCAAUGCUGUUUGGUGGCGAUGCCUCGAUUGACUGGGCUCGGCCUGCGCUUGCGCUCGACGAGCUAGAGGAGCUUGUCCGCAGCUUUCCAGACAAGCUGGCACUCCUGCCGCGUCCGAAAGUUACACCCGCAGCUCCAGAAUGCCGCGACUACCCUGGCCGCCCUGGCUCUGCAAACGGCAAGCAGUCGAAGGAGGCCCCCGCCCGGCCCCCCGCAAUGCCUGGCGCCCGCAGCCCGCUUGGGGCAGAGGGCGGAGGUGGCCCACAGCGACCUCGUGCUAACACUGGGGAUUCUGGCAAGCGAGGUGUUGAACGACACAGCCCACAGAACGACUCCUCACGCACCGCACGCAGCGCAUCGCCAUCCAGAGCUGUGCAAAGCCACCAGGAGGCUAUCCGCGCACGGAGGGAAGCUCUCGAGCAGGCUCGCCAGGAGUCACUCCAGAAAGCUCUCUCCAAGAAGGAUGCAGGUGGCCAAAACCGCCAGGACGAGAUAGCUUCCCUAGAAGCUCAGAUCGUGGGUGGCAGCUGCAGCUCCUAUGCAGUUGCCGGCUUGAAGCGACGCCUUCAGACGCUGAAAGCCACUGCGCUCCGCGAGGAGCGCGCAGCUGCCGCGCGCGCGGCGGCCGCGGCAGUGGUUUGCGACGCUGUGGGAGGAGGAUACUACGCCGACGCGGGCGGCGGCUACGCGCGGCAGCGCAGUGGCUCCUUCAGCCGGCCGUCUUCAGGGGAACUGGCAGGACCUGACGAAGGAUGA
Symbiodinium natans is the source of this 2196-nucleotide messenger RNA. The record is from the annotation of a GenBank genome assembly. NCBI's taxonomy places the organism in Eukaryota, Dinophyceae, Suessiales, Symbiodiniaceae.